Molecule: messenger RNA, 2117 nt
Organism: Ailuropoda melanoleuca (giant panda)
Lineage: Eukaryota; Metazoa; Chordata; Mammalia; Carnivora; Ursidae
Gene: PNPLA5
Product: patatin like domain 5, triacylglycerol lipase
Exons: 9
Coding region: 69-1334 (421 amino acids)
Biological process (GO): lipid homeostasis; triglyceride catabolic process
Cellular component (GO): lipid droplet; cytoplasm; membrane
Molecular function (GO): triacylglycerol lipase activity
Source: RefSeq, a predicted model, not a curated record
UUUGCCAGCUCCGGACUCCAGCGCCCACUGCAUGGGUGCGGCGCCCCAGCCCGGCCGGCCCCACCGCCAUGCUCUGCUACGAGGACGAGGGCAGCUGGAGCCUGUCCUUCUCGGGCGCCGGCUUCCUGGGGCUCUACCAUGUGGGCGUGACCCGCUGCCUCAGUGAGCGCGCCCCGCACCUCCUCCAGGGAGCCCGCCGUUUCUACGGUUCCUCGUCCGGAGCGCUCAACGCCGUCUCCAUCAUCGCGGGCAAGUCCGUCGACUUCUGCUGCUCCCAUCUCCUGGGCAUGGUCAAGCACGUGGAGCAGCUAAGUCUGGGCAUCUUCCACCCCGCCUUCGCGCCCAUUGAACACAUCAGGCAGCAGCUGCAGGACAGCCUGCCCUCCAACAUUCACAUCCUGGCCUCCCAGCGGCUGGGCAUCUCGCUGACGCACUGGCCCGAUGGCCACAACAUCAUUGUCACCAGCUUCACAACCCGUGAGGAAGUCAUCCAGGCUCUGGUCUGCAGCCUAUACUUUCCUUUCUACUGUGGGACAAUUCCCCCCGAAUUCAGAGGGGAGCGUUACAUCGACGGGGCUCUGAGCAACAACCUGCCCUUUGCGGACUGCCCCUCCAUCAUCACUGUGUCCCCUUUCCACGGGACAGUGGACAUCUGCCCCCAGAGCACCUCGGCCAGCAUGCAUGAGCUGAAUGCCUUCAAUGCCAGUUUCCAGAUCUCCACGAAGAACUUCUUCCUGGGCUUCACCUCCCUCAUACCCCCCAGCCCUGAGGUAGUAGCAGACCACUGCAGACAAGGCUACCUGGACGCCCUCAGGUUCCUGGAGAGACGUGGACUUACCAAGGAACCAGUGCUUUGGAUGUUGGUGUCGAAGGAGCCCCCAGCCCCAGCUGAUGGCAGCCAGAACGCCGGCCAUGACAGAGGCCAGGAGGGGGGCCUGUCUCUCGACUGGGCAGUGCCCAAUGUGCUGGUCAAGGACGUGUGCGACUUUGAGCAGCUCUCACCAGAGCUGGAGGCUGCGCUGAAGAAAGCCUGUGUGAGGGACCCCAGCACCUGGGCCCGCUUCUGCCGGUCAGGGCUUGGGCGGGCCCUGACCUACUUGCUGCUGCCCUGCACGCUACCCUUCGAGUACAUUUACUUCCGGAGCAGAAGGCUGGCGGCAUGGCUGCCUGAUGUGCCGGCCGACUUGUGGUGGAUGCAGGGCAUGCUGCAGAGCGUGGCCCUCGAGGUCUACUCCAGGUCAAAGGACCAGCUCCUCCGGCUGGUCAGGAGCAGAAGAGGGCCCACCAGCCCCUCUGGAGCCCCUGUUCCUUGGAGCCAGCUCCCUGGGGCCUGAGGACUUCUCUUUUGGGAGAGGCCCAGCCUGUUGGUAUGUCCCUUGGUUGCUGUGUCCAGGUCACCCUGUCAUCAGAGGGAAAAAGGAAGUAGGAGCUGAGACACACAUCUUGGUUCUUGAAUUUCCAUGUUGGGGGGACUCGGGGGGCAGCAUCUGCUGAGAAGCAGAGUUCGUGUGCUUUUGCCAAGAUGUUUGCAGAGCACUUUACAGAAGAUAGAGAAAGUGUCAGUGAUUGGAAGGCAAAUGGAAAUGAUGGGUUGGGGUGUGCCUCCCCCAGAUCCUUUCUCUGACUUCCUUUGUCACUGCACUCACCCCAGGGUGACCCCCAUGGUCUGCCUCCUUCCAGCAACCUUGAUCUCUGACUUCCUACUGGGUCCAUCCAACGGGGGGAUCCCCCAGCAGGAGAUGGGAGGGUAGGAGGAGAGAAGGGAUCAAAAUCUUCUCAGAAUCCCGCCAACGUCCUGUUGGGGUGUCCAAGGGCCCUUGGCUGCCAGCACCAUAGCACCACCCCCUUAUUCCUUAGGAAGGCUUAUGGUGUAGUGGUGCCUGCACACACCCGGCUGCCAGCCCCCUUUCUUUCUCAGGCAGAGAAGAGACUGGGACACCAGGCCUCCUGUAGCCUCUCCUGGGAACCGAUCCCCUUCCUGUCCUCAGAGCAGAACCCACACUGUCUUGGGUUCUGCUCUGAGGCUGGGCCCUUAGGAGACACUCACCCAGAGCAGGGAUGGGGAGGGUGGGGAAAUGGAGGCAUGCACAAGAGAAAAAGGGAGCAAAGGAAUAAAU